Messenger RNA from Caenorhabditis remanei, 906 nucleotides. RefSeq lists its product as uncharacterized. NCBI's taxonomy places the organism in Eukaryota, Metazoa, Nematoda, Chromadorea, Rhabditida, Rhabditidae. Bases 1 to 906 code for a protein of 301 amino acids. The record is from RefSeq and is a predicted model, not a curated record. Gene Ontology annotation, molecular function: structural constituent of cuticle. The transcript is spliced from 2 exons.
AUGGAUUCUCCGACCGAUCUUCGCCUGAAGGCUUACCGUCUCAUUGCUUACUCGGCAGUCGGUUUCUCUGUGACUGCAGCAGUCGCAUUGUGUUUGACCCUUCCAUUAAUCUUCACUUAUGUUGAGAAUACGAAGACUCAACUCCAUCGUGAGUCUUUGUAUUGCAAAAACUCUGUGCAAGACAUGUGGUCUGAGAUCAACAACGACGUUGCUGUAAACAGAACGGCAAGACAGGCUGGAUACUCAUCUGGAGGUGGAGCUGAUGCUGGAGCAGCUGCUCCAGCAGGAGGCGGAUGCUCUGGAUGCUGCAAUCCUGGACCACCAGGUUCCGGAGGAGCACCAGGAAAGCCUGGAAAACCAGGAAAGCCAGGAGCACCGGGAGCACCAGGAGCCCCAGGAAAGGGAGCCGCUGCACCAUGUGAGGCUAAGACACCACCACCAUGCCAACCAUGCCCAGCCGGACCACCCGGACCACCAGGACCAGACGGACCAGCCGGAGAAGCCGGACCAGCAGGAGAAGCCGGAGCCCCAGCCGCACCAUCGCCACCAGGACCACCAGGACCACCCGGACCAGCAGGAGCCCCUGGAAACGAUGGAGCUGCCGGAUCACCAGGAGAGGAUGGACCAGCCGGAGAAAGCACCUACCCAGAGCCAGCCGCACCAGGACCAGCCGGACCACCAGGACCUGCAGGACCACCAGGACCAGACGGUGCCAGCCCAACUGCUGCACCAGGAGAGGCCGGACCAAAAGGACCACCAGGACCUGGAGGAGCUCCAGGAGCCGAUGGAAACCCAGGACCACCAGGACCAGCUGGAAAUCCAGGAGGCGAAGGAGAGAAGGGAAUCUGCCCCAAGUACUGCGCCAUCGAUGGAGGAAUCUUCUUCGAGGACGGAACUCGUCGUUAA